UGUAUUAGUAUACGAUUUCUAGCAAUAGUCGGAUUGCGGAGAGUCGUUCACCGAAACCACAGUUGCAUAGAUGUGGAAAAAAAGCCCUCAGAGGUAACAUUGCUUGUCGCUGGGGAAAACUAUUCAAGUUUUAAUCAUGUGGCGCAUACUGUCUCCCGUGAUAGAAUACCUAUUAGCACACCCUUAUCUCUUCGUCGGUGGUUUCCUUCUGUAUGUUUUCAUAUUUUUUCUUGUCGUUGCUGAUGAAUGGCAAAAAAACCAGGACCAAACCCAUUUUCGCGAAGCUCCUGUACAGCCAGCGAAACCACUGGUGACUGACAGCAAGAAGAGAGACCAAGUCCUCAAACAAGGCUUCAGCCCUCAAAAAGUUCCUGAUGACCUGGAUGCCAUCAUUGUGGGCAGUGGUAUGGGAGGCUUGAGUACAGCUGUCAUGCUGGCUAAGGCGGGCAAGAAGGUACUGGUGUUAGAGCAGCAUGAUCAGGCUGGAGGGUGCUGUCACACCUUCAUAGAGAAGGGCUUCGAGUUUGAUGUCGGUGUCCAUUACAUUGGUGAGAUGAGAGGUACAACACUCAUCAAAUGUGUGACAGAUUUUGUGACUGAUGGCCAGCUUGUCUGGGAUUCUAUGGGCAGUGUAUUUGAUGAAGUGGCGCUUGGUGACCCGGCUAAAGCAAAACGUUAUCCAUUGCGGAGUGGAAAGGAUGAGUUUCGUCAGUGUCUAGUAGAGAAAUUCCCUGAUGAAGUACCUGCCAUUGAUAAGUUCCUGGAAAUGGUGAAUAAAUGCCAUGGCAGCACACUGAUGUUCGUCUUACUGAAGAGCCUACCUGUAUUUCUGUCCAGACUGUUGGUCAAGACUGGCCUAGUCCAUCUUGUGUCCAACUACUUCAAAUACAGCACCAUGUGUCUUCAGUCCACGCUGGAUGAACUGACAACCAACCCUGACCUAAAGGCCGUGCUGUCUUACAGUUUUGGGGAUUAUGGUGUUGUCCCAAAGAAAGCAGGCUUUGCCAUGCAGGCGUCACUGGUCAAUCACUAUGUGCGAGGCAGCUACUAUCCACGAGGAGGUGCCAGCGAAAUCGCAUAUCACAUGAUCCCCAUCAUCGAACGAAGCGGAGGACGAGUUUUGGUGCGGGCGCCGGUGACCAAAAUCCUGUGUACAGGGAAAGGCAGGGCAGGAGGUGUGCGUGUUCGUAAAGGACAGAAUGAGUAUGACUUCUAUGCUCCGUACAUUAUAUCAGCCACAGGGGUCUGCUCUACCGUGACUAAACUCCUGCCCAAAGAGGUCGCCUCCAAGUCAGUGUUGUCCACCCUCCUCACCAAAGUGGAGCCUGGAGCUGCCUGUAUGUCUAUGUUUAUUGGGCUUAGGGGCAGCCCCGAAGAGCUCAAAUUACCCAAGUUCAACACCUGGGCAUUCACACAAAAUGAUUUCGAUAACUCUGUGGAGGAAUACCUGGCUCUCAGCGGCGAAGAAGCUGCCAAGGCCGAAGUACCUUUGCUGUUCAUAUCCUUCCCCUCGAGCAAAGAUUCCAGUCACAAUGAGAGAUACCCAGGUAAAAGUACCUGUACUCUGGUGACCUUUGCAAACUGGAACUGGUUUGAGGAAUGGCAGAGCGAGCGUGUGAAGCACCGUGGGGCUGCCUACGAGGAAAUCAAGAACGGGAUUGGGGAGCAGAUGCUGAAACAGACCAUGGCACUCUAUCCACAGCUGGAAGGACGGAUUGAAUACAUGGAAGUGGGCACUCCGCUGUCUAACAACUACUACAUCGGCUCCCUAAGGGGUGAGAUUUAUGGGCUAGAGCACAGCAAGACACGUUUCUCCCCUGAGUCUGUCAUCAGCCUGCGGCCUAAGACCGACAUCCCAGGUCUGAUUCUCGCAGGUCAGGACGUGUUCACCUGUGGAGUGGUGGGGGCCAUGUUUGGGGGCGUGGGGGCGGCAUCAGCAGUACUGCACCGAAAUCUCUUCAGGGAUGCCCUCGCCUACAAGAAGCAGGUUGAUGCCGGCUGCUGGAAGAACAAAGAUGACUAAGACGCCUUCCCUUUAUUUUUAAGGGAAUAAAACCGGUGAUCAUGUUAGUUUGUAUCUGUAUAAUUCAGGUCAGCAGUAAUAAGAGAAUUGUCAUUUUUAGACAGCAGGUAUCACCUUUGCAAUUUUCAUUAAUUUGACAUGAUUUUCAAUGCACGGAAGUCCCAUCAGUGCGAUGUAUAUUCUCAGGACGAUUGAAAAUUGUAUAUCAGAUAUUGAUUUAUCAUAAGUACAUGUAACUGAGAAGCAGUUGCAAUCAUUGUCUGUGGCCUGGAGCCACUUUUUUGUAAAUGACCUUGCUAUGGUUACAUAAGGCAAGGAGGUUUACGAAAAAUGUUCGAAAAAAAUUGAUGCAAACUUUUGUGAAAUUUGGGCCCUGAAAUUUGUCCAAACUAAGUUUGUGUCGGUUUCACAAGUGUGUUUUAUUUCUUUAUUUUCCUAUUCAUGUUUUAAGUUCAGAAUUUAAGUGGUAUCAUUUAUGGUUAUAAUGUUAGCAACAGAAUCCUGUUUUUGGUCGUUUCCACUGGUGAUGCUGCUUUUGUUUCAAAUGUGGUGUUUCAGAUGUGUUUUCAGAUGUGUAUCCGGUGCCGAGGUUGAAUGAUUAUCGAGACUUAAUACAGAAUUGUAUUAAACAUUGUUUGAAGCUGUAUUUUAUUUAUUCAGUUCUUAAGAUUUUCACACAUACGUAAAUUUAUGUGUAAAUAGUUACAGAUAUGGCAUAUUUAGACGUGUGAUAUUUUUUUUUUAAACCAUGAAGCCAUUUUCAUUAAAUUUACUAGU
Molecule: messenger RNA, 2800 nt
Organism: Liolophura sinensis
Lineage: Eukaryota; Metazoa; Mollusca; Polyplacophora; Chitonida; Chitonidae
Product: all-trans-retinol 13,14-reductase-like
Exons: 12
Coding region: 137-2023 (628 amino acids)
Molecular function (GO): oxidoreductase activity
Source: RefSeq, a predicted model, not a curated record